CUCAUUUCUGACCGUUUAAAAUUUUUACUUGCACAGAAACCAACUAUGAGAAAUCAUACAACAGUGACAACUUUCAUCCUUCUAGGACUGACUGAUGAUCCAGAAUUACAAGUCUUGAUUUUCUUCCUUCUAUUUUUUACCUAUUUGUUGAGUGUCACUGGUAACUUGACCAUCAUCAGUCUCACGCUCCUGGAUUCACAUCUGAAAACUCCCAUGUAUUACUUUCUCCGGAAUUUCUCAUUCCUAGAAAUCUCUUUUACAUCUGUCUGUAUCCCUAGAUUUCUAGUCAGCAUGACAACUGGUGACAAGACAAUUUCUUACAAUAGCUGUGCAGCUCAAUUAUUUUUUACUAUCUUCCUUGGAGCAACCGAAUUUUUCCUUCUGGCUGCCAUGUCCUAUGACCGCUAUGUUGCCAUCUGCAAACCCCUACACUACACAACCAUCAUGAGUAGCAGAGUCUGCACCAUACUUGUCUUCUCUUCCUGGCUGGCUGGGUUCCUUGUUAUUUUUCCACCAGUCAUUAUGGGUCUACAGCUGGAUUUCUGUGCUGCUAAUACUAUAGAUCAUUUCUUCUGUGAUGUUUCUCCCCUUCUGCAGCUUUCUUGUACAGAUACAAAGUUACUAGAACUGUUGACUUUGGUAUUAGCUAUUUUGACACUCUUGGUCACGCUUGUGUUAGUGAUUCUCUCCUAUAUGAAUAUCAUCCGGACAAUUCUGAGAAUCCCCUCUUCCCAACAGAGAAAAAAGGCCUUUUCCACUUGCUCCUCCCACAUGGUGGUUGUCUCCAUCUCUUAUGGUAGCUGUAUCUUCAUGUAUGUCAAACCUUCUGCGAAGGAAAGAGUAGCUCUAAACAAGGGGGUGGCUGUGCUCAGUACUUCAGUAGCCCCCAUGUUGAAUCCUUUCAUUUAUACCCUGAGGAACAAGCAAGUGAAAGAGGCUUUUAAAAACAUGGCCAAAAGGAUUGAAGUUUUCUCCAUCAAAUAA
Molecule: messenger RNA, 984 nt
Organism: Dromiciops gliroides (monito del monte)
Lineage: Eukaryota; Metazoa; Chordata; Mammalia; Microbiotheria; Microbiotheriidae
Product: olfactory receptor 6C74
Exons: 1
Coding region: 46-984 (312 amino acids)
Biological process (GO): G protein-coupled receptor signaling pathway
Cellular component (GO): membrane
Molecular function (GO): olfactory receptor activity; G protein-coupled receptor activity
Source: RefSeq, a predicted model, not a curated record